Peronospora matthiolae is the source of this 363-nucleotide messenger RNA. Lineage: Eukaryota; Oomycota; Peronosporomycetes; Peronosporales; Peronosporaceae. The record is from the annotation of a GenBank genome assembly.
AUGACGGUUCGUGACCAUUUACCCGUCACGACACCAGCCCACUCGCGUGAGGCUCGUCUACCGAUCCCACUCACUCACUAUCCAAUUGACACUGCCAGUGCACCACGCAGCGAGGAAGUUAUCGACUCGACCGACCGACCGACCGACCGACCGAUCAAGCGACAGACGAACUCGACCAUGAAGAUCACCGCUCUCGCCAUCACUGCGCUAGCCACCGUAGCAAGCGUCGCAUCCGCUGACGACUACCAGCCGGCUCUCCGAGCACUUGCCGCACAGGAGCCAACUGCACCCAUUGCCGACACACUUGCUUCCGACCCGACCAAGCAACAAUCCUCUUCUCCUAACAAGGCGACUGCAAUGUAG